AUGAUCGCCUCUCAGCUUGUCAAUAUCCUAUACCUUCUCACCGCAUCCACUCUGACCCUGAGUGCCUCCAUUCCACCCUCCCAACCGACGAAACCAACCGUCUACCUGAUCCGCCAUGGGGAGAAGCCCCCGGAUCCCAGCGACAGUGGUCUCAACGCCGACGGCUUCAAGCGCGCAGAAUGUCUUCGUUCCGUCUUCGGCGCCGACUCACCAAAUGAUAUAGGAUAUCUAAUGGCACCACACAUUAAUUCCCUCGGCCAACACCGCCGCUCCUACGAAACCGUCCUCCCGCUCGCCCACGACCUCUCCCUGCCGAUCGACACCUCCUGUAAGCGCAAUGACGCGAAGUGCGUGGCGCGGAAGAUCCGUCACUACCGGGGGCCCGGCAAUAUCCUGAUCUCAUGGCGGCAUGGAAAGAUGGCGAAUAUCGCCCGCGCCUUGGGCUCGGAUGACCCACCCGUUUAUCCUGAAGAGCGGUUCGAUUUGAUUUGGACGAUUCCUUGGCCAUUUGACAACAUUACCUCGAUUGAGAGUGAGAAUUGUGUUGCAAUUAUCUUGUGUGCGCAGGCGGUGAAGGCGGUGAACAGCCGAGCGGAGAACCAGCAAUGCCAAGAUUUCAACCUGCCCACCCAAUUUUUUCAUGGUAUCGCGGCUUUCGUUACCUCGACCCCGAGCAUUGACAUUUUUUUUUCUUCUCAUCAGGAACGGUUGCGAGACCACGCCCAGGCCUUCGAUGGUCUGUUGUCGCUAAUCCCGGCAAAGAAUUACUAUGGUGAAGAUGGCAGUGACCAAUGGCAGCGGAAAAAGCAGACCAAGGAGCAAGCUCGCGAAGCCAAGCGGGCCAAAUUAGACCCCGAUAAUGUCAAGACGGCCAAGGAUGUGAUGGACGAAAACGCCCGUAAGCGCAAGCGGAACGAAGAGAAAGCUGGAGAAGACGCCUCGUCCGAGGACGGAGAACUUGGCUCCGAGCAGCCCAGAGAAGGUCUGAAACGUGGUGACGCAAAGUCCAAGAAGCAAAAACAGGCCGAGGACUCGGCAAACCCGGAUGCCCAGGCCAAGUCGAACGAGGCCGCCGAAGCGCGCAGAAAGUUGAAGGAAGAGAAGAAGGCACAGAAGAAGGUCAACCAAAAAGAGAAGAAGAAGGCCAAGGACGCUGCUAGGAAAGCGAAGGAGGUCGAGCAAAAAUCCAAGCAGGACCAAACAUCUACCACUGAAGUUGCGCAUGAACCAGAGUCCACCCCUGCCAGCAAAAAUGAUGACAACGAAGUGGAGGCUGAGGACAGCGAUGAGAGCGACGCUGCCGAGGGCGUUGUUCCCGAAGAGGGGCUCUCACUCGAGUUUAACGAAGAACCCGAAUCCUCUUCUUCGUCGACCCCCAAUUCCUCUGGCUUUGAUGCGUCCAAUCCCCAGUCCGGCAGCUCUUCCAUCUCCUCCGUCGCCCCCUCGACCGAUGCCCCCAAGUCCUCCACCUCCAACGACCUCAAGCCCCUCAAGGCCACUUCCGAACAGUUGAAGCAGCGGCUUCAGAAGCGCUUGGACGAGCUCCGGGCUGCUCGUCACGCCGAUGGAUUGAAUGGCAAGCCCGCCCGCAACCGCCAAGAGCUUAUUGAAGCGCGCCGACAAAAAGCCGAGCAGCGCAAAGCGCACAAGAAGGAGCUGCGUCAGAAGGCUCGCGAGGAGGAACAGCGGCUGAAGGACGAGGCCAUGGCCCGCCGCUUCUCUCCCGGCGGAUCCGGCUCCCUUCUUGCCUCUCCGCGCUCCCCUGCCGACUCGGUUGGCUCUUCCAGCAAUGCCAACUACUCCUUCGGUAGGGUCGUCUUCGGCGACGGCCAGCACGCUGACCCCACGCUCCAGAACGUCCGCGAUCAGCCCAAGCGGCAGGGUGCUCAUCACGACCCGGCCGCCGCCCUCAAGGCUGUCGAAGCCAAGAAGGCCCGGCUGGCCUCCAUGGACGAUGAGCGGCGGGCCGACAUCGAGGAGAAGGACAUGUGGCUGAACGCGAAGAAGCGUGCCCACGGCGAGCGGGUUCGCGACGAUACUUCGCUGCUGAAGAAGGCCCUCAAGCGCAAGGAGACGGCCAAGAAGAAGUCCGAACGUGAGUGGAGGGAGCGUGUCGACGCCGUCAAGCACGGCAAGGACGUGCGCCAGCAGAAGCGCGAGGAGAAUCUCCGCAAGCGCCGCGAGGAGAAGGGAGGCAACAAGGGCAAGAAGAAGCCCGCCGCCGGCGGAGGCAAGAAGAAGGCCAGACCGGGCUUCGAAGGUAGCUUCAAGGCUAAGGCUGGUGGCGGUGGGAAGAAGAAAUAA
Molecule: messenger RNA, 2304 nt
Organism: Aspergillus uvarum CBS 121591
Lineage: Eukaryota; Fungi; Ascomycota; Eurotiomycetes; Eurotiales; Aspergillaceae
Product: putative 60S ribosome biogenesis protein Rrp14
Exons: 6
Coding region: 1-2304 (767 amino acids)
Biological process (GO): ribosomal large subunit biogenesis; ribosomal small subunit biogenesis
Cellular component (GO): nucleolus
Molecular function (GO): RNA binding; DNA binding
Source: RefSeq, a predicted model, not a curated record